Betta splendens (Siamese fighting fish) is the source of this 2228-nucleotide messenger RNA. Its product is annotated as protein kinase, cAMP-dependent, regulatory, type I, beta. The record is from RefSeq and is a predicted model, not a curated record. Gene Ontology annotation, biological process: regulation of protein phosphorylation. Gene Ontology annotation, cellular component: cAMP-dependent protein kinase complex. Lineage: Eukaryota; Metazoa; Chordata; Actinopteri; Anabantiformes; Osphronemidae. Gene Ontology annotation, molecular function: cAMP-dependent protein kinase regulator activity.
AGAGAUAAAGAUAAGAUGGCCACCUCCUCCUCGACGCUGGAAGAAGCCGAGAGUUUGAAGGGCUGUGAAAUUUUUGUGCAGAAGCAUAACAUUCAGCAGAUCCUCAAAGAGGGCAUUGUGAACCUGUGCAUCACUAAGCCCGAGCGUCCUAUGAAAUUCCUGCGGGAGCAUUUUGAGAAGCUGGAGAAGGAAGAAUGCAAGCAAAUCAUGGCACGUCAGAAAUCUAACAGCCAGUCAGACUCACAUGAUGAUGAGGUUUCCCCACCACCUCCAAAUCCAGUUGUCAAGGCUCGACGCCGCAGGGGAGGGGUCAGUGCUGAAGUCUACACUGAAGAGGAUGCUGUCAGCUACGUACGCAAGGUGAUCCCAAAGGACUACAAGACCAUGACAGCUUUGGCCAAGGCCAUCUCCAAAAAUGUGCUGUUUGCUCAUCUGGAUGACAAUGAGAGAAGUGACAUAUUUGAUGCCAUGUUUCCCGUCACCCACAUUGCAGGUGAAACAGUGAUCCAGCAAGGUGAUGAAGGAGACAACUUCUAUGUGAUUGACCAAGGUGAAGUGGAUGUGUAUGUGAACGGGGAGUGGGUGACCAGUAUUGGGGAAGGAGGUAGUUUUGGAGAGCUGGCCUUGAUAUAUGGGACCCCCAGAGCUGCCACAGUCAAAGCCAAGACCGAUCUCAAACUGUGGGGCAUCGACCGCGACAGCUACCGGCGCAUCCUGAUGGGCAGCACACUGAGAAAGAGAAAGAUGUAUGAAGAGUUCCUGAGCAAAGUCUCCAUCCUUGAAUCUUUGGAUAAGUGGGAACGUCUGACCGUGGCUGACGCUUUGGAGCCAGUUCAGUUUGAGGAUGGAGAGAAGAUAGUGGUGCAGGGAGAACCUGGAGAUGAUUUCUUCAUUAUCACAGAGGGAAUAGCCUCUGUCCUGCAGCGCAGGUCUGACAAUGAGGAGUAUGUGGAGGUUGGACGCCUCGGACCCUCUGACUACUUUGGUGAAAUCGCCCUGCUGUUGAACCGCCCCAGGGCGGCCACUGUAGUCGCCCGCGGUCCGCUCAAGUGCGUGAAGCUGGACCGGCCUCGCUUCGAGCGCGUGCUGGGGCCGUGCUCGGAGAUCCUAAAGAGGAACAUUCAGAGAUACAACAGCUUCAUCUCUCUCACCGUGUGACGCGUCAGCCCCCGUGGGCAUCACCAGCAGGGGGUGGGCAGCGGCGGCAGCAUCAGCAGCAGCAGAGUGUUGGUCUGUGGGUGGGCAGGGGUGGGGGCGUGGGGGUCAGAGGGUUUUAAAUUUACACUGACGAGAUGCUUAUUUCCUGCCUUUUUUCCUUUUCGCGCAUUUCUUUUUGUGACACAGCUUUAUGUCCAGAACAACAUGCAGGAGUGUGAAAAUGCAAGCGAGGACAGACACUCGUCUCAUUACAUAUGUAAAUUAGUCUUCUAUACAGUGUGUCAACUGUAAGUGGCGCAUGCUUCUAAAGUGACAGGAAGUGACGAUUGUACUUUGAUGAUGUGUGGGGACAAAUUCAGCUUUCUUUUUCACUUCAGGGUGCGUGUGGUGCCAUUUGUUUAUAGGUCACAGCCGACCGGCACCACGGUUCCCUAAACCGUAGGAGUAGAGGUGCAAUAAAACAAAGACAAAGCAUAUUCUUGGCUGUUUUAUUCACUUUUCCUGCUUUUUAAGUGUGCACAUUUACUGCUGCUGUUAGAGGCAGUGAUAUGUUCAUAUUUUAAUAUUAGGUGGUGUGUGUCCAUUAAAAGUCCUCCCACUCUGAUGCUCCCUGCAGAGGUUGGGUCUGAUCUGGGAGCUGUGGUAUUCCAAAGGAGCCGUAGUGUUAUCAGUCCCAACCACACACACAUGUAAAACAGAUUUAUACACCUACACCGUCUCAGGACCUAAAGAGUCUAUAAGAAACACACACACGACUCCUGAUGCUUUUUAACGCUGUUUCUGUUCUGUGUUUUAUUGCUAGCGAAGCUUUUUCAGAUUCUGGGUCAAUAUGACAGUUUGAUGAAGCUCUUUUUAAGAUGACUUCAGUUUGAAAUAUAUAUAUUUAAGAUGUAAACAUACUCGUGUGUUGCAUUCCUUUGAUCUACUGUAAUCUGUCAAUGCACAACUGACCCAGCAACUGUAUGACUGCAUAAAACGCAACCUCAACAAGUCUUUCUGUAUUCUCUCACUCUGUACAGUAUCACCGAACCAUCUUGAGCAAAUAAAGAUCAGCCUCUGAAAUCCUUUGA